AUGGCUCGCUCUCUCUCGGGUGCUGCUGCUCUCGCGGCAUCUCUCUCCGACAGCAUCACCCUCUUCGUGAACAGGCGGGGAUACGCUGCAGCAGCGGCGGCUGUGGGAAGACCGGCGGAAAAGAAACCGGUGGUGCGGAAGGUGGUCGACUCCUCGACUGCCGCCGCCUCUGGUUCGUCCAAUUCCUGGAUCCCGGAUCCGGUGACCGGGUACUACAGGCCCACCAACUUCCGGGUGCAGGAUGCGGCCGAGCAGCGCGAGAUGCUUCUCUCCUACAAGCAAUGA
This is a messenger RNA of Musa acuminata AAA Group (dessert banana), 285 nucleotides long. RefSeq names its product late embryogenesis abundant protein Lea5-D-like. The transcript has 2 exons. Gene Ontology annotation, biological process: response to stress. The coding region runs from base 1 to 285 and encodes 94 amino acids. Lineage: Eukaryota; Viridiplantae; Streptophyta; Magnoliopsida; Zingiberales; Musaceae. The record is from RefSeq and is a predicted model, not a curated record. Gene Ontology annotation, cellular component: mitochondrion.